CUCAAAUCUCAGCUGACAUCUCUCUUUCUCACACAGCCAUGGUUUCUACAACACGUGCUCGUGAAGCAGCUUGUGCUGCCACGGCUCUCGUCUCCGCGAAUUCUCAAAAGCCUAAGCUUUCAACGAUAAUGGCGUCGCCCACUCCCAAUUCCACCUCUUUCAUAAAAGCCCCAAAAAUCGACGCAACUCAAUCGCUCAAAGAGUUCAACAACAUGCUCCAAACGCAGCCGCCGCCGCCCAUUUCAUCAUUCAAUGCGCCGCUUGCAGCGGUUGCCAGAGCCAAGAAACAUCAAGAUGUGAUUUUUAUGUUCAACCAGAUGGCGGGAGCUGAUUUGUUCCCUGAUUACAUCGGUAUGCAUAUCUUGCUCAAUUGCUAUUGUGAUUCGAGAAGAGCUGGUCUAGGUUUUGCUGUAAUGGGCGUGAUUUUGAAGAAGGGUUUUAAUCCAAACAUUGUUACAUUCACUUCCUUGAUUAAGGGUUUGUGCAUUGAAGAUAGAGUAGGUGAUGCCUUAUCUCUGUUGAGGAAGAUAAUUGCAAUGGGUUUUUACCCUAAUGUGAAAACUUGGGGCACUUUGGUUAAUGGGUUGUGUAGGAGUGGGAAUGUGGGGAUUGCUCUAAGGGUGCAUCGAGAGAUUAGGGAUGGAGAUGUUGGGUGUGGUUUGAGGUUUAAUCCCAAUUUGAUUUACUAUUGUUGUCUUCUUGAUGGCCUUGCGAAAGAGGGGCUUCUGGAGGAGGCGAAAGAAUUGUUUGCUGAGAUGGAGGGGAGGGGGAUUUCGGCUGAUGUGGUAGCAUUUGGCACGUUGAUUGACGGUUUGUGCAAGAUUGGAGAUUGGGAGGGGGCAAAGGGGUUGUUCUUCCAGAUGAUGGAUAGAGGGAUCCGUCCAAAUGUUGUGACGUUUAAUAUGCUGAUUUAUGCGCUUUGCAGGGAGGGUAAAACUGACGAGGCGAGGGGGAUGUUGGAUUUCAUGGUAGAGCGGGGCGAGGAGCCGGAUGUUAUAACGUAUAACACUUUGUUGGAUGGGUACUGUCACGAGGGUAGGCUUGAUGAUGCGAGAGGCUUGUUUGUUGUGAUUAGAAAUAAGGGCAAACGAAUGGAGGUUACCACUUACAAUGUGUUGAUUAAUGGUUAUCGGAAGCAUCACAAAUUGGAAGAGGCAAUGGCCCUUUUCAGAGAUAUGCUUAGUGAAGAUCAUAAACCGACGGUUGUUACUUUUAACAUUUUGUUAGUUGGUCUAUUUGAAGUGGGGAACAUUGUGGGCGCACGAGAUCUUUAUUCGAAGAUGGAAGGUCAUGGCGUGGCACCAGUCUCUGCAACCUAUAAUAUAUUACUGGAUGGUUUCUGCAAAAAUGAUUCACUUGGGGAGGCAAUAGAGCUGUUCCAAUCUCUCGAAAAGUCUGGCUAUAAGCUUAAUAGUCAUGCUUGUAACUGCCUACUUGACGGGCUCUGCAAGGCAGGAAAGCUCGAUGAGGCUUGCGAGCUAUUUGAGAGACUCCCGGAUAUGGGAUUAGCACCAACACCUUAUACUUACUCGAUCAUGAUAAAUGGGUUUUGCAAGAAUGGUCAGUUAGAGAAGGCAAAAGAUCUAUUUCUUGUCAUUGAAAACAGUGGUUAUGCUUCCGAUGUAGCCAUCUUUAAUACACUUAUGCGAGGAUUCUGCGAUAACAAUGACCCAGCCAACGUGGUCGAUCUUCUUCAGAAAAUGGCCAAUAGAACCCUCUUGCCAGAUUCAUAUACAGCAACUAUAGUUGUGGACUUACUGUCGAAAACUGAAGGUUACUCGGAAUUUCUAAAAUUAAUUCCCAACUUUAGUGACUAGGUCCAGGAGAAGAUGGCAUGUUGAAAAAUAAGUUCCAGCAGUUCACCCUUUUCACACAAUGUCAGCGUUGAAGGUACUGGAUGAAGUACAUUACAAACGAACCAUACCUAUGAAUAUUAUGAAAAUAUAUUGCUUCUGGUCCGUUCCAAAUCAGAAUGGGAGAUGCUCAUCAGCUCAUGUAUGGUUAUUACUGGUGGGAUGGUGAUAUAACAAAGUCCGUUUGCUCAAAAUUUAUAUUGAUCAACUCUUUGGAGUCACAGUUGAUAGGAUUUGCGGGCAUAAAAAUGAAGUCAUUUUUGGCUUCAAGAGUUGAGACAUGUCCUUGAUUGGGAGGAUCAUAAUAUUGUUACUACAGAGGCGAUGAGGUUUCUUGUGGCUAUCAAGUCUCAACCUUGCAUGCUUUCAGUUUUACCAGAAUAGGUGGCUCGAGACUCAUCUCAUCCUUGCUCCGGGGUUGAGACAUCACAAGCUAGGUAGGUCGACAUGGCCUUGUAUCGUAUUAGCACCGUGAGUCUGGAUUCUGAAACAUAAGGAAACAUCAAUGGAUUUGGAUUUGGAUUUGGAUUUGGAUGUUGUGUUGUAUCAUUGGUGGGGUAUGUCAAGUGUGUUUAUGAUGAAAGCAUGGAGAAUGUUGGAGACAUGAUUGUGGAAGUUGGGAAGAUCCAAACAGAUGAAAACGAGAAGCACAAUCAUGUCUUUUGCAAUCAUUCUUGAUUUCCCAGUUUAUGCUGAAAUGUUUGUCCCAGCAAGUUUGCAGGGCUUUGUCCUAAAAUGUGUGUGUGAGAGUGAAAGAGAGAGAUUAUCUAAGAUUCUAAAUAGGGGUGGAUUUGGCUAUGAAUUUUUGUUUAUUGCAGACCAAUUCUUGUAAAGAAUGACUCAAUUUUUUUGUAGCUAACUAUUUCGAUUCUUUUCAAGUA
Molecule: messenger RNA, 2734 nt
Organism: Salvia hispanica
Lineage: Eukaryota; Viridiplantae; Streptophyta; Magnoliopsida; Lamiales; Lamiaceae
Biological process (GO): RNA processing; mitochondrion organization
Cellular component (GO): mitochondrion
Molecular function (GO): mRNA binding; protein binding
Source: RefSeq, a predicted model, not a curated record